Molecule: messenger RNA, 5842 nt
Organism: Oreochromis niloticus (Nile tilapia)
Lineage: Eukaryota; Metazoa; Chordata; Actinopteri; Cichliformes; Cichlidae
Exons: 14
Coding region: 632-3997 (1121 amino acids)
Molecular function (GO): protein binding
Source: RefSeq, a predicted model, not a curated record
GCCUUAUAUCUCACAGCUCAGUGUUAAUCCUCAGAGGUCAGGAUCAGUUGCUUUCUUUGUGAAUCUGUUCUGUGCAGCAGCGGAGAGAGAACAGCAGACAGGAGAGAAGAUACUGGAGCUGUUAUCAUCAGUGUGCAAUUUUAAAGAAACCAUUGAUCGUAUACAAUAUGAGGCAUACGACGAGAGCAAGAAGUAUCAACGUGAAUCUCAGUGUAAUUUCCUGCUGGAUCUGUACUCCCAUGUGAAGGACUUUGAGACUAAAACAGGCUUGAGUGUCCUUCCAUCAUUACAGUCAGUUUUCCAGUCAGCUUCUGCAGUCUGGUUCAUAAACCUCUCAGAGAGAAAGACCUCCAUCCUCCUGGAAGUGCUGAAACUCCAACCAGAGAAGAAACAAGUGAAGCUGACAGGCUGCGCACAUGAAGAGAGUGAAGUGAGGAGUUUCCUGCAGUGUCUGCCUUAUAUCUCACAGCUCAGUGUUAAUUGUCAGAGGUCAGAUCUUCAUGAAGAAGUCUGGUUCUUUGGGAAUCUGUUCUGUGCAGCAGCAGAGAGAGAACAGCAGACAGGAGAGAAGACACUGGAGUUGUUAUCAUCAGUGUACGGCUAUCAAAAAUUCCCUGUUUAUGAUGAAUACAUGGCUCAUGAUUAUCAGUUUAAUUUCCUGCUGGACCUGUACUCCCAUGUGAAGGACUUUGAGACUAAAACAGGCUUGAGUGUCCUUCCAUCAUUACAGUCAGUUUUCCAGUCAGCUCCUGCAGUCUGGUUCAUAAACCUCUCAGAGAGAAAGACCUCCAUCCUCCUGGAAGUGCUGAAACUCCAACCAGAGAAGAAACAAGUGGAGCUGACAGGCUGCUCACAUGAAGAGAAUGAAGCGAGGAGUUUCCUUCAGUGUCUGCCUUAUAUCUCACAGCUCAGUGUUGGUUCUCAGAGGUCACAUCUUCAUGAAGCAGUCAGGUUCUUUGUGAAUCUGUUCUGUGCAGCAGCAGAGAGAGAACAGCAGACAGGAGAGAAGAUACUGGAGCUGUUAUCAUCACUGUGCACAUAUCAAACAUUCCCUUUUAUUGAGAGAUACAUCGAUGAUGAUAUUGUUCAUGCUAUAAUUAUUAUUAAUCAUCAUUCUAAAGAAUAUCAGUGUGACUUCCUGUUGGAUCUGUACUCCCAUGUGAAGGACCGUGAGACUAAAACAGGCUUGAGUGUCCUUCCAUCAUUACAGUCAAUUUUCCAGUCAGCUUCUGCAGUCUGGUCCAUAAACCUCUCAGAGAGAAAGACCUCCAUCCUCCUGGAAGUGCUGAAACUCCAACCAGAGAAGAAACAAGUGAAGCUGACAGGCUGCUCACAUGAAGAGAGUGAAGUGAGGAGUUUCCUUCAGUGUCUGCCUUAUAUCUCACAGCUCAGUAUUGAAUACGAGCCAUCAGAUGAAGCAGUCAGGUUCUUUGUGACUCUGUUCUGUGCAGCAGCAGAGAGAGAACAGCAGACAGGAGAGAAGAUACUGGAGCUGUUAUCAUCAGUGUGCACAUAUCAAACAUUCCCUUUUAAUCAAAGUUACACGCAUGUAUAUCAGUGUAAUUUCCUGCUGGAUCUGUACUCCAGUGUGAAGAACUAUGAGGCUAAAAUAGGCUUGAGUGUCCUUCCAUCAUUACAGUCAGUUUUUUUAGCUCCAGCAGUCUGGUCCAUAAACCUCUCAGAGAGAAAGACCUCCAUCCUCCUGGAAGUGCUGAAACUCCAACCAGAGAAGAAACAAGUGGAGCUGACAGGCUGCUCACAGAAAACAAGUAAAGUGAGGAGUUUCCUUCAGUGUCUGCCUUAUAUCUCACAGCUCAGUUUCUUCACUCUGUUGGCAGAUGAAGCAGCCAAAUUCUUUGGGAAUCUGUUCUGUGCCGCAACAGAAAGAGAACAGCAGACAGGAGAGAAGAUACUGGAGCUGUUAUCAUCAGUGUGCAGAUAUCAAACAUUCCCUUUUAUUGACAGAGACAUAGAUGCUCAAUAUAAAUGCAAUUUCCUGCUGGAUCUGUGCUUCCAUGUGAAGGACCAUGAGUCUAAAACAGGCUUGAAUGUCCUUCCAUCAUUACAGUCAGUUUUCCAGUCAGCUCCUGCAGUCUGGUUCAUUAACCUCUCAGAAAGAAAGACCUCCAUCCUCCUGGAAAUUCUUAAAGUCCAAUCAGUGAAAAAAAAGUUGAAGCUGAGAGGCUGCCCACGUGAAGAGAGUGAAGUGAGGAAUUUUCUUCAGUGUCUGCCUUAUAUCUCACAGCUCAGCUGUGAUCCAGACUUCUUCCAGAGUGUGUGCACAUCCAUGUCUGUAAGAUCCAGAGAGGAGGCCCAGCAGCUGGAGUCUCUGCUGCAGCUCCUGGGGUUCCAGCUGCUGUUAACAGGAGAGUUACACAGGAAAAGCUGCUGGUCUGUGGGGAGAGUUCUCAAACUGUGUGGCUCUAAAGUGGAUCUCAUCCUCACACCCAGCAAGAUGUCUGCCAGAGGAGCCGCUCUCCUCUUUAGACACACAACACAACUACACAGUCUGAGGCUUUCCAUCGACAUGUCCUUGCUCCUGUUUCAGUGGGUAAGAAGAGGCAGAGUGGUCUGUCCGCUGGCUGUUGAAGAGCUUUCUCUUGUGCCUAAGAAAGCCCGACCAUCACAGAGAGUAAUGUUGAGGGCUGUCAGUAGUUUGGCUUCCCUGCUGAGAUACUGGACAGUCGGACGGUUAGACCUGACUGAGACCUGCAUCCCUGCUCAGGGUCUGAUUACACUGCUGCUCCAUGAUGGUCCUCUAACAGUCAAACUGAGUGAAGAGAGCUUCCAGCAGCUUCUGUGUCUCCUCCAUGAAAUCCAGGACAAGGACUUGACGUUGUCCUUCUUCAGUAAGGUUGGUGGAGACCUGACCUCCUGCUGUCUGAACUGGGAGCUUCUUCACUAUCUGCUGCAGCAGUCGUCAGCUCAGACCAUCACUGUGAACCUGAGGAAGAACCUCUUCUUACAGGAGGAAACCACACGUCUGCUUCCCUUUCUGGACAGGAUUGUGUUUAAAAGGCCCAGUCCCAGCUUUGUGAUGAGCUCCAUCAGAGAGCUCUACAGAGCUCGUGACAGUCACGCUGCAUCCAGUUUACUGAGGUCACUUGGUCAUGUGAUCAACCUGAGCAGCAGAGAGCUGGACUCAGUGGACUGUGCUGCUCUGAUCUUCAUCCUCAAACACGGAGACGGAGUCAAACUGAACCUCCUGUGGACCUCCAUACCAGCAGAGGGAGUAGAGUCCAUCCUCUUCAUGCUGGACAAAGUUUCUCAUCUCAGUGUUGACAGGAAUCAGCUGCUGAGGUUCAUCCAGUGCUGUGCUGCCUGUGACGUCCAGCAGGAGGCAGCGUCAGGCCUGCUGAGGACUCUGCAGCACAGCUUGGAUCUGUCCUGCUCCUCCUGUGUGGAGCUACCAGAGGAGGAUCAGCCUGAGCCUCUGAGUCUGACUGCUGAUGACUGCAGGGCCGUCUCCACCAUCCUGACACACAGCAGCCGGGACACACAGCUCAACCUGCAAGACUGUGAGGUGGAGGACAGCGUGCUGGACCUGCUGUUUCCUGUCCUCCACAGGGUUCGUCUCAGAGUCAGUAAAACUGUCCUCCUCCAGCUGCUGUCUCUGGUUCCUGAGAACAGUGAGAGGGACACAGUGAGGCGGGCGGUGUCCCUGUGUAGAGCUCUGGGUGGAGAGCUGGAUCUCAGUCACAGCACGCUGGAUCAGAGGGCCUGUGGGGCUUUGGUCCAGAUGCUGGACUCGUGUGAAGGGCUGACAGAGCUGGACCUCAGUCACUGUCAGCUCACUGACCAGCUGCUGCUCCCUCUCAUCACACAUCUGCACAAAGUCCAAGUCCUGGAUCUGAGUCACAAUCAGAUCACUGAUGCUUCGACUGAUGUGUUACUGCAGCUGCUCUCCAUCAACCCCUCCAUCGACUGUGUGCGACUCUACAGCAACAACAUCGUGCACAGAGCAGCCUUCAAGGAACACAAGCAGUUUGAGAUAUGAAGGAAUCAUCAUCAAGUAGUUGUUUUAAGAAGACAGUUUAUAUGGAGGCUCAGGAUGUAUCUCAUCCUGAUAUAUCUUUUGUUUCUCAGCUGCUACAGAUUUUUCUUUGAUGGAGCUCAAUUGUCUAAUCGAGCUCCAUUAAAGUAAGUAAGUAAAGUAAAGUUACUAAGCGCUUUUCACAGACAAGCGGUCACAAAGUACUGUUGACAAAAGGCUAAAAUAAACAAGAACGUUAGGUGCCAAAAUAGACGAUACAUAACAUAAUAAUAAAAUACAGUAAAGUUAAUAGGUACUUUUAAAAUAAAAUAAAUAAAUCUCAGCAAAAAGCCUGAUUAAACAGAAAAGUUUUUAACUGCUUUUUAAAACAAUCCACAGAGUCAAGAAAAUGUAGUUGUGGUGGUAGACUGUUUCUUUGUGUAGCUUGGGAGUCGAGAAAGAGAUGAUUUGUUCAAGCUGGUAAACAGGACAUAACAAUAAUCUAAACACGAUGACACAAAUGCAUGAACAAUUUUUUCCAGUUCAGCUAUGGAGACCUUAUUUAGAAAUGUUGCUUAAAUUAAAGAAAAAUUAAUGAUUUUACAUUUGAGUCAAGGCCCAGAGGAGAAUCAAAUAUUUCUCCAAGAUUUUGAAUGUUAGAUUAAAAGAAGGCCUUAAUUAACAGUAGAGCUGGCAACAAUAUUCUGUUUCUUCAGUAGAGGAGUUACCUCAGCAAAAUAGGAUGGAACACAAACUUGCCUCAGUGUGGGAUCAACACUGGUAAGAGUCCCAGAUGGGACAGAGGGAGGUAGUAUAUCUAGGCAGCAUUUACUUUGGGUUCUGUUUACAUUUUGAGUAUUGGUUUAGAUUUACUACUUUGUGUUUCAGUUAAGUACAGCCUCACCUGUGUCCAUUUGUAUCAUGUUGUCAAGUUUUUAUCUUUGGCAUGUGAUCCUUCAUGUAGUUACUUCCUGUUUUAUUUUGAUAUUGAUUUGGCUCUGGUAUAAUGUAUUUAUAUUUGCUUAUGUGGUCUCAUUAUCCUGAUUGGUUUCAGCUGUGCUUUGUUCCCCAGCUGUUUUACACUCCUUUAAUUUGCUCAGUUUUAUAUUUACCUGUUAAACCUGAGAGUCCUGCAGGCAGCUACCGGGGACCUGUUUUCAGCUGAACCUUGACAGAUGACCAUCCUGAUCUGAAACUUCUGUAAUAAUGGUGAUUCAGUUAUUUUAUUUUUUGUUAGACUAUUGAGACAAAACAAAAAGGCCAACUUUUUUUUUUUUUUUUUAAUCAAUGCAGUGAGUCGGCCAUAUUUAUUCAUUGUACUUUUGUGAUAACUGUACUUAUUCUACUCUGCAUUUUUCAGUCAGGACAGAGUAGAGAGACUCUAUAAUUACUUCUCAGAGGAACGAUGCAAUAAGUGAGCAAUCAGGAGAAAACUAUGUUUGGUACUUUGACAUAACUGGAACAAAUGGCCAUAAACAUGUUAACAUAUAUCGGUUUUCAUAUUUUAUAUUACAUGACAUGGGUGAAAGUGGUUAUUUUUUCUGUGACAGUUUUCCUCAUUAAUGGAACUUGUUAACAAAACCUUCUACCAUAUUAGUUUACAGCUGCAAAUGGACUCAGGGAAUAAAUAAUAAAAGGCCAAAUGUCUGUUUAUAGUUGUAGUAAAUCAUGUUCAUGUUGCAGGAUCAUAGUCCGCUUCAGGUGCUGACGAAAGUUUUAAGACCAGGUUGACUUUAAGAAUUAAGAUCGGAGCAUUUAGAUUUAAAAUUGUUUGGCCUCACAUACUAAAGAGCACCAACAGGAUGGACCCUAAUUUACCUCACCAGUAUCCAGAUGAACAAGUAAUAAAGCAAAUUCAGCUCCCUUGUA